Messenger RNA from Vitis vinifera (wine grape), 2631 nucleotides. RefSeq lists its product as uncharacterized. NCBI's taxonomy places the organism in Eukaryota, Viridiplantae, Streptophyta, Magnoliopsida, Vitales, Vitaceae. The coding region runs from base 928 to 2349 and encodes 473 amino acids. The record is from RefSeq and is a predicted model, not a curated record. The transcript is spliced from 4 exons.
AAUUUUGAAAGAACGGCACCGCAAAUAAUCUGAAGCAACACACGUAUGCUAAAUCGGAUGGACCCCACACCAAAACCUUUAAAACCCUAGUGCCAAAACCCCCUGUCUCUCUCUCUCUCUCUCUCUCCUCUCUCUCUACAGCUCUACAGUCUACCCUUCUGUUCUGAUUCUUGUUUUAGUUUUAGUCCCAACAUUUUGUUGUUCAUGAACCAACCUUUUUGCAUUGCAAGUUGAUUCCCAUCAGAAUUUCGCAUUCUACGGGUUUUCUUUCUUUAUGAAUUCUUAUGGUGAAACUUAAUUCAGUUCUCUUGCUUUCUUGGAUUCUGGGACUUGGUCUCAUUUGGGAAAAUUUUGAGUUUUUUAAUUGUAAAAGCAUAAUCUUACUAGAAUUCUGUUGAAGGGCACGAUGAUUUUUUGUUAAAGGAAGGAAAUUUCUGGGAAAAAAAACUUUGAAAUUUGGUAAUCUUUCAUAAGGAAGAGGUAUUUCCACGGAUAAAAAGUGGAUUCUUGAAGUUCGCAUUGCAUUUUAACAAAGUUGAUUAUGUUCUCUCAAUGAGGGGCCUAUUACAUUCUCGUAAUACGCCUGCUUGGUUUUUGAAAGAUUGUCAUUCAUCGAGGUACUUUUAGCAGUCUGCAAUCUAAUUUCCAUUUUUUCAUAUGGCUUUGUUUCUUUUAAGUCCUGGAUUGUUAAUGUAGGCCUAACCCUAUCUGGUUCUGAAUAUGUUGCCUUGGAAGGCUUGCCUCAUUGAUAUUCAAACUUAUUACUUUUUAUCCACAUUUUUCUUUCUUUCUUUUUUUCCCAUUUUUUUUUUCUGGGAGGGGGUGUGGGUGAUUUUAGUUUCUUAAAUAGAGAUAAAUUAUUAUUGGGUCUUCAGAAAGGAGAUUUUUUUCAUGGUUUGCUAAUAUAAAUUCAGGAUUCAUUUCUUAAUGGAGACCAGAGAUCCAAUGCAUUUGGAAACUGAACCGGCAACAGCCUCCACUGCCACAUCUCAGGCUUACAAAAAUGGAGAGCCAGGACUCCACAGUUUUCAGAGUGAUCCAAUACACCAUAAUGAGCUGAUGCAUUAUGAGGGAUCUGGCUAUGGUCACAAUCCUGUCCUAUACAGGCCAGUGUCUGUCUUUCCACAUCCAGCAGGGUACACAUCCAGUAUGCCGCAAUUUUACACUAGUAGAGGCAUGGCGAAUGCUACUACUGUUAUGCCUGAUCAAGCCCAGUUCAAUUUGAUUCAACGACAACUGUUAUAUGGAAAUCCCAUAAGCAUUGGACAUAAUUUACCGGUAGUAUACCAUUCUCAGGGUCAAAGUAUUGGUGUCCCAGCUGGUUACAACUUAAUCCCUAAUGCAGUUCAAACUGGGAACCUUUACCAUCAAGAACAAUUGUUUGGCAGUUUACAUCCAUGGAAUACAAAUUACAGAUUUCCUGGCCAUGGCGUGGUUCAUAAUGCUGCUAGUUCACACCAGAAUUUGGUUGGUGUCUCAUUGAAUUCUAGCUACGUACAUGGUUGGCCUGGGAUGAACAUCAACCCUGGAAUGAUGCAUGGCACCAAUCCCAGAGCCAAUUCAACCCCAUCAAAUCUUCCAGUGCUACAAUGCCAUUCACGGCAACAUUUUCCUGUUCCAGUUGGCAGGGCCCUUGGUCUAGAGUAUCACCUAGGUGCAAGACUAAAUGAAGAUUCUAAUAGGUGCAUUCAAGAUCCCACCACUGGUUCAAGACCAUUGAGUCACAGCCAUGGUGGUUUGUCUCCUAUGGAUCUGGCUAGGUUCUCUAGGGUGGGUUUGACAAAUACUUCUCUUUCAAGGAUCCCCAAUGAACAGAAUUCUUUUGAACUACAACAUGCUCAUGAGAAUAUCAUCAGAAUGUUGCCAACUGAACCUUCUGCAGUUCUGCCUACAGUUUGGGCCAGACAAAGCACCAAUAUGGAAAAUCCAUCAGUGCUUGCAGGUGAACGCAGUCAAGCUCAAAGGAACCAGCUAGACCACUUCAACCAAACUUUUGUUCCAUCUGUUAGGAGGAAUACAAAGCAAACAGCUUCAGCUUCUGGCCAGGUUUCUUGGAAAAAGACCUGGACCUGGCCUUCUAAUAGGAUACAUAAACCAUCCAAGGGAAACGUUUAUCAUAUCAGCUGGGAUGGUUUUGAUAAAUCCUAUCUCCCAGUUGGCUUGAAGUGUAAUUUUUGCAAUGGGGAUCUUGGAUAUGCACCAGUAAAGAUCGAAUCCAAGCCUCCUGUUCUUCCUGAAGUUUCUGUUCUUUCUUGUGGCCAUGCCUUCCACUCCGAGUGUUUCCAGCCUCUUAUACAAGAGCCAUCUGCAGAGCCGCCAUGCUACAUAUGCGCCCUUGGCAAACCUUGAAUAUCAUCAUCAUCAUCAUCCAUUUUUACAAUUUUUCUUCAAAAUUUCUCAAAUGGCUUUUGUAUAUCAGUUCUUUGAUUCUGUAUUAGAUAAAAGGAAAAGGGGAAUAGUAGAAUUAAAAUAGGAAGUGGUAACUUGAUGCAAGCUCACAUUUAGAAGAACAAAAAAGAAAGCAAACAUAUGCAGUGUACAAAGGUGUGUAUAUAUAGCUAUAGAACCUGGGAUUAAACUAAUAUUGCAUCACUGGCUUUAUCUACCAUGUUUUCUGAUAAUUGAUUUGUA